Molecule: messenger RNA, 387 nt
Organism: Ectocarpus siliculosus
Lineage: Eukaryota; Phaeophyceae; Ectocarpales; Ectocarpaceae
Source: the annotation of a GenBank genome assembly
AUGGCUGACGCUGUCUCACAAGUGGUGGAGGGCGAGACUGAGGAUGAUCUCCUGACUAAGGAAAAAUCGUACCUCUUUGAAGAGAGGUUAGAGACCGCUGGGCGUUUGCGGCAGCUGGGGAACGAACGGUUCAAGAGAGGCUGUAUGGAGGACGCUGCGGAGGCAUACGAAAGAGCGCUGCACCACGUGGACUUUGACGAGCUUCAGAUAAACUUCGACUUCAGCGACAAGCACAGGGAAAGCCUCACGGCCGCGAAGCUUCCGGUGCUUCUCAACCUGUGCCAGUGCCUCGCCAAGCUGGGCGGGAGCGCGAGGGGGGGGGGGGGGGGGGGGGGGGGGAAAAACCGGGGCCCCCCCCGGAAUUUCGGGGCCAAGGGAUUCAACUAA